UUAUCGGUAUCCUUUACAUAAAAGCAAACGUUUAUGUGUAAAGUGCGUGGCACUUGGGUAUAUCUGCCAUAUAUAAAUUUGCGCUUCAGUACCUACUGGUAGCUUAUAUAGAGACCAUUUAUACAAAACGUUUCCGUAUCUUUACGCGCUCAACGCUUGAUUGUUGCAGUCUCCACUGAAUUCGCUGGCAGUGCCGGUUCCCACAGGAGGCAGCAGGAUGUCGUCAUUGGAUAUGCAGCAGCAGGACCAGCCGGCUUAGUCGAUGGAUGUAGAACGGACAUCCUCCAUAAUUUUCUUGCCGGAUGUCGUCCUUUUCAACACUUUUUGAAUAGUAAUUAAGUAACCAUUGAUUUUCUUAACGCGUAGUAAACAGUCAGCGAGACAUCUAAUGUUACACCAUCCAGCUUAUCAUUUGCCUAUCGAUCCCGGUGUUGGCCUGGCGCGGUAUUACGGUUGCUGCUGAUCCCGCGCCAACCAAUGUGCUUAUUUAUUAUAUUAUCCCGCGCUGUGGAAAACCGGCUAAUAAUACUAUGUAAUGAAUCUCCAGUGGGCCGGACAGAAUAGGAUCAAAAAUUUCCGGAAUGCCUACCCGGCGUCCGCAUCCGCGCUGUAUCUGAAGUCAUAGUAUAAAGCGCUGAGCUGCAAGAAUAUAUAUAUUGUAUUAGAUUCCCGCAAUUUACUCAACGGUCGGCAUUUGUUGAGCGCCGUCGACGGUUCCUGACGUUUUUCCUACUUGUUUCCAGAUCAUUAUCCAGCUUGAUCCUGCCACAAAUGUCAGCUGCACAUUGAUCACACAUCAUCUAUCCUGGCCGGCUGGCGUUGAAGAGCGUUUUUCAUAGUUGGAAUCGCACCUCGUCAUCGGUAUGCAGAAAUUUAUGGCAUAAGUGUGCUGUGGCGCUAGAAAUGCAUUUAUAUUGACUGAUUUCCAUUUUUCCGCUGGCCACGAGAAGUAUUGUUUAAGUUCAGCGGGCGAGCUGACAUCGCUGGCAAUUGACGCUAUAGACUCCCAUAACCGAAAAUGGCAUUGCAUUAUUAAGCGGAUUUCUUCCAUCGCAGUUGACUGCUCCCUAAUCGAAUGUCAUGUUUCAUUAAUUACACACUAAGGAAUCCCAUUGCGUUUUGAUGCAUGCUGGAUGCGUGGAUGGUGGAUGCGUACCGGACUGCCGACGCCGAUUUCCCCGGCCAUAUAAUCGUGAUCAACUGGUUGCAUAUUGUUGUGUGGGCCAGUUGAAUUGUACAUUUGUGUGUACGCAUCCACUCAGCUGGGCAGCACGAUAACAUCUUUGCCGCGUUUUUAAAACUCUGUCGGGAUCUGCAUAUUAAACGAAUGAAACCGCUCGAUUAUUUUACUGAAUCAAUAUUGUACCAACUACUACCCAGCAUUAUUAUUUGAUACGCCGAUAUAGCCGCUUAUAAGCGUAUUGUAUUGCACACACGGCCAUUACGCAUCUCGGCUUUCGCUCUCUCGCCCGAUCCCUUUUGAAAUUCUCCCCGGGUUCCCUUUUGGGCACACGUUUCUUUCGAGCGACACAAGUACUAUUUGAUUAUCGCUUGUACGAUUGUUAUAAUGGCUGCUCGAAAUCGAAGAAUCCAUAAUUUCGGCCAGCAGAAUCGCUUGCCCAGUAUCGAAGUUUAUUCCACAUCACCGACGGCGUACGAUGCGGAUGAGCGUCGCUACAAUAAUGUCAUAAACGGUACAAGUAGUAGUACACAUACGGGACGUAAUAGUCCGCGUGGAAUAAGAACAUCGGCGCGUAAUAUCGCGGCCGCAGCGGCUAAGCAGACGUUGUCGACAACGGCAACGACCACCACGCCAACAUCCGAUUUUCGCAUUUUAACCUCCACUCUAACACCAUCCCACGGUCGGUCGGUGUACUCGUCCCAGGGGAGGAUGAGCAAUAGUAAGUCGACAGGAAACUUAUCGGUGGAAGGCACUAAUGAUCAGAAUUCUAUGCAAUCCCAGCCGGUGCAUCAUGCCAGUUCAUAUGGACGACUGACGACACAUACCGGCGCCCAUCACAAUUCCUCCAAUUCACCCAGUCCCGUCAAUUCCGCGCGGCACAACAACAUUCGCCACAGUCGCAGUCCGAAUAGAUUUAUCAGGAUGCAGUCAGCGCAGAAUUCCCGCUUAGUGCAGGGUGGUCGCGAUUCGCCGUUUGAGAGUUUCGAUGAGGUGAAUACCGGCGAUGAUGACCUGGAUGAUUACCCCGUCGUGGCUCAGGAAACCAAACAACUACCAUCGAUGACCUUUAAUAGUGAGCCCAUUACCUUAUUAGGACAUGUGAUUAAGCCGGUUACCCAUGAAGCAUCCAAUCGCAAAGUGGAAAUUCGAUAUUCAGCCAGGAAUGACAAAUACAAACGGCCUACGCACCCCAACCGGCUAAAAAUCAACGGAUGGAGUUCGCUCGUUUACGCCGAGAGGAACAUGGAGUGGGUUACAGAACACUGUCACAUUGGUGAUGACGAGGAAAUUAUGACUUAUCUGUCCAGGAAACCCGGAGCUACAAAUGGGUAUAUUGAAUGGAGAUUCGAUUUCACCGAAUGCGGGCUGCGCAUAAAACGGAUUUCGCUCAAGUUUCCGUUCGAAACAUUCGAAGACGGCCACGUCCGUGCCUAUUUGAAAAGUGAUUCCGACGAAGUGCCCAUCUAUACUUCGUUAUCCCCGCAGCCUAUUAGCCAGCCGGUCUACGGAUGGGAGAAGUUCUCAUUAAUCGCCGAACUUUCCUGUCAGCGAGAGGUGUGCAGCUUUCAACAUGCUCAGCUUUUUCGUCAGACGUUGAAGGCCGGAUUCUUUGACAAACAAGAAGAAAAGUACCAGUUCAGGAUUGAAAUUGAAUUAUACAGCAAGUAUUGAUCUGGCGGCCGGAUUCUCUCAUUUGACCGAGGUGGAUGAAGUUUGUUGCUUUCUGUGACUUAUAUACGACAUAUUGGAACAGUCGGUAUGGAAUACUAUACUGGAUUUAUAUUGUACUCGAUUUAUAUUACCAUGUUAAAGGAAAUAUAUAUGUUUUGCACUGUAUACAGUAGCAUACGAUCAUCCAAAUUGUGGAAUUUGCAAUGCAGUUGUAUGGAUAUAGCGCUUACUAAAUUGUUGUUGGCUGCUCCAUCAACAUUCGUGAAUCCAGUAAGAUUGUUAAAUUGCACAGCUGUUGACGAAAAUACAGUACCAAAAACAUAUUUCCUUAAAAUGACAAGAAUGAUUGAUUAUCAAAACAAGAAUA
Messenger RNA from Paramacrobiotus metropolitanus, 3221 nucleotides. RefSeq lists its product as uncharacterized. Gene Ontology annotation, cellular component: cytoplasm. The coding region runs from base 1568 to 2854 and encodes 428 amino acids. Gene Ontology annotation, biological process: glycoprotein catabolic process. NCBI's taxonomy places the organism in Eukaryota, Metazoa, Tardigrada, Eutardigrada, Parachela, Macrobiotidae. The transcript is spliced from 4 exons. The record is from RefSeq and is a predicted model, not a curated record.